AUGGCAUUCUUCUGCUCUGGAUGGGUUCGUGCUUGUUGGCCAUUGCACGAUGAAUCCCUCUGCCUUAAUCAUGUUAUGUCUGACGAAACUGCGCCGUGGAAUUGGAUAUCGUUACCUUUAUGGAAGGAUUGGACCGUAAAGAAAAGAUGGAGCCAGCAGUAUGUUCCUUUCUUUUCCUUUACGGAAAUAAUGAAGUGUAUCAGCAAGACAGCAACAACAACAACAGCAAAAGAAAAGUUCACCAAAGUGGAUGAGCAUUGGCAUUGCCUGCAAGUGCAAGCAAGGAACCAUGGAUGCAUGCUUUGGCACAGAAGGCAAGCAACAUCGAGAUGCCAAAAGCAGGUUUUCACAGAGUGUGAUAAGGAAUUUAUGCAUCCUGAUAUUGUAGGGAGUGGAGAAAUCUGCAGCCCAUGGGUAGUAAAGGAUUUUGAUGACGGCGUCAAACAAUUGGCUGAUUUUUUGCGCAAAAGCGAUGGUAUAGAAGGCAAAACUAAAGCAUUCUUCUUUCGUGGCUGGAGCCGCGUGGCUCUGGGAGCAUCUGCUGUUCUUAGAGAUGUAGCAAAACUACUAAAAUACACAAUAUGUGAUGAUUCUGACAUGACAAAGCAUUUUAACAGAAUUGUCCAUGUGGACUGUUCCCUAUGGAAAAAUAGAAGGACCAUGCAGAGGGCAAUCGCAAAGGAGUUGAACCUUCGCCACGUGAUGCCCAUAUUUGAUAGGCAGGAUGAAGAAGAUGAUUUCGUAGGGGUAGAUGUCAGCUCUAGAAAAGAGAUUGUAGUUACCUUGGAGUCCCUUUGGUAUGGAGAUCCAGAUUACAGCACAAAAAUCCAUCAUAUAUUGCACGAAGUUGCUAUUAGAGUGAUUGGUGACACCGGUAUGGAUGGCAUCAACCCAGAAACAGUUUUGGAUUGCUUCUUGUACUCAUUGUUCCUGACAGCACAGUUACCUCAAAACUCUACUGGUGUUGGCUAUGGUUGGGCUACUCAUGCUUGCAAUUAUUGGAUUUGUGAUGGAAUGCGUGGAGAGGACAAGGCUUGGGAGAUUGGCUAUAUGUUGUAUGGAGUGAUACCAUUGGACGAAUGUUCUUCAUCUGAAACGGCACAAAGAAGAUAUUUGGCACACUUUCUGCCUAGGCUGGGUAAAGGCUGGUAUUCAGUCACCUCCAAUAAUGGAGGAACAAAUCAUAUAUCUAAUGUUCCUGCUGAUGCAUCAUCAUAUUUCCUAACAUUCCACGGUAAUGAUCCAGUAUAUGUAUGUAAUGAUCUGUUUCAGCUAGCCAGCAACAACCUUCGUGUGCUAAAACUCUGCAACUGCAGCUUCGAUUUUGCAUCCCCUCCUUUCCAGUGCUGCAGCAACCUAAGAUUCCUUUGGCUUGAACAUUGUGCAAACACAUGGAAGGAGCAAAGUGGGGCGCCAAUUUUUCCGAACCUGCUGGUGUUUGACUUACGUUUCACAGAUUAUGUUUUGCUGCCUCAGAUGAUUGAACUGAUGACCAAUCUCAGGGAGCUAAAUACAAAGGGAAUACCAUGGAAGACUAUCAGUGCUAUUUGGAAAAAGUUGAAGAAGCUUCAGAAGCUCCGAUUAACAGAAUCUUCAGAUGUGGUCGCGGUGGACAGAUGCUCUUCUGUAGAUAUGAUGAACCUGGAGCUCCUUGACUUGUCCGGAAACACUCACCUGGAAUCAUUGCCAACAUUGUCAUCCGCAAGAAGCCUGAAGAUUCUUGUUCUUGACGGAUGUUCCAGCUUGGACCAGGUUGCACUUGCCGUGGAAAGAGCUCCUCCACUGCUUGAAAGUUUUUGCUCCGAUGGUUAUGGCCCAGCAAAGGAUUGGACACAUUCCAUACACCUGCCACAAAAGGAAUUGCGCCUCAAGUCUCCUUUAGCUCCAGUUGAAAUAGUCAAGGUGACAAAGAUCUCCCUACAUGGUUGUGGUCGAUUGCAAAACAUAUUCCUGCGUGCACUGCCCAAUCUGGAGGAACUAGACCUCUCUGGUACAGCCAUUAAAAUAAUUGACCUCGAUGCAAUGGAUGUCCCGAAACUCAAGAAGUUGUUCCUAUUGGGUUGUGCCCCAAGCCUCAGGGAUUGCUGGGGUCUCAGGCGCCUUCCGGCUGUAGCACGUGAAGGCCCUAAGCCAGUGGUAGACUGCAAGAAGGACUUGUGGGACAGCCUCGGGUGGGAUGGCCUGGAUGCCAGACAUCACCCGUCGCUCUUCGAGACGCACCACUCGGCCUACUACAAGAAGACCCUCCCGUGGGGCUCCUAUCUAAGGUAA
Triticum turgidum subsp. durum (durum wheat) is the source of this 2271-nucleotide messenger RNA. The record is from the annotation of a GenBank genome assembly. Lineage: Eukaryota; Viridiplantae; Streptophyta; Magnoliopsida; Poales; Poaceae.